AUGUCGGUUCUCGGAAAGACGGGUUCGAGAGUUGUCAUGGUGGAUACGGUUUUGGAGCUCGCAACGACGACGGGAUAUACGACAUACAUACGAUAUAUGAUGAAGGUUUUUGAGCGUGUCCUGGAGGCUCGUCUGAGGAAAAUUGUCAGCGUUUCACUCAACCAGUGCGAUUUUGUGAAGGACUGCAGCACUAUAGAUGCUAUCCAUGCUGUCCGUAUCCUUCUGGAGAAACAUCGAGAGAAGAGCUGCAGUGUGUAUCUUGCUUUUCUCGAUCUCGAGAAAGCUUUCGACCGUGUCCCACAUGAGCUGCUAUGGAUGUCCAUGAGGUCGCAUAGAGUACCAGAAGAAUAUGUGCGGUGGACAAUGCUGCUUUAUGCGAAGCCUACCAGCGUUGUCCGAUGUGCUGCUGGAACAAGCAGGCCAUUCCCUGUACAAGUAGGGGUUCACCAGGGUUCAUCCCUCUCACACCUGCUGUUCAUACUAUGCAUGGACACGAUAACAAAGGAAAUCCAGAAGCAGUAUCCGUGGACUCUACUCUUUGCCGAUGAUGUCAUGCUCGCGUUGGAGUCUCGAGGUGAUCUUCAGAAACAAGUACAGUCUUGGAAGGAUCGGCUGCAGAAAUAUGGAUUGCGCCUCAACACAUCAAAAACUGAGUACAUGGAGUGCGGACCAAGGAUAGAGGAUGGUUCAAUUCGUGUCGAUGGCACCGAAAGGUGA
Molecule: messenger RNA, 717 nt
Organism: Necator americanus (New World hookworm)
Lineage: Eukaryota; Metazoa; Nematoda; Chromadorea; Rhabditida; Ancylostomatidae
Exons: 1
Coding region: 1-717 (238 amino acids)
Source: RefSeq, a predicted model, not a curated record